GGCUGUUUUUGGCAAAGUCAAGGUUGGGAGGGAAUCGCGGGGCUGUGACGUCAGUUCCAGACUGUCCAAGAUGGCGUCUUUGUUAUUGAGGCAUGCAGGCCGUCAGUGUCUCCGUACCCAAUUCAGACCUGUCUUCUGCAUGAAACAUGCUGUGCCCAUGGGGACUUCAGCCCAGCAGGAGAUGGAUCGCUACUGGGCCAAAAACACACGUCUCAGUCGCCCGUUGUCUCCUCACAUUACAAUCUAUGGGUGGUCAUUACCAAUGAUGAUGUCUAUCACACACAGAGGCACCGGAGUAGGGCUGAGUCUUGGUGUGUCUUUGUUUGGAUUAGCUGCUUUAGCUCUUCCUGGAGACUUUGCCUCAUACCUGGAACUGAUUAAGUCCUUAAGUAUGGGGCCAGCUCUGAUCUACUCAGCUAAAUUUGCCUUGGCGUUCCCUUUUACGUUCCACACCUGGAAUGGGAUAAGACAUUUGAUUUGGGACUUGGGCAAAUGUUUGAAGAUCCCCCAGGUGCAGCAGUCUGGAAUCAUCGUACUGGCUCUAACGCUCCUCUCCUCUGCCAGUAUUGCCGCCAUAUGAUUGAACACCUCCGGUGAUAAAACAACACCCAUCAUUAAAUUCACAAAUUAAUUUAACAUAUCGGCAACUUUUUCUUAAAUUGCCUCUCCAAGCAAUUAUUUAAAUUGAACAAAACUUUAAAAAUACAUAUAUACAUUUUUUUUUUUUUUACUUCCGUUUAUGGAAUGAGUUGGAUGGUUUAUUCCCCACAUUCAAUAACUCCAAUGUAGAUACAAUCUAAAAGGCUGAAUCCUUCUCACAAUGUUUCCUAGUAUAAGGCUAACUGAUGCUUUCACUCCUGCAGUGUAAAGUGCAAAGUUAGACACAAAGUAUUUUCGGCUCAAAAGGUGAACCGAAUCCUGUUCUUGUUAGUAUCAUCGACCUUGAAAGUGUGUCUGUUGGAAAGCAGGUAGAAUUUGGACUCUGUACAGAAAUGAUUGUUACAAUCACCUGCUACACUCUAACUUUACAAACUUUCCAGCAAAGCUACUGAUACAACUAUACCAGUUACCAAAAGGAAACUUCUUGUUAGAUGUUCCCCAUAUUGUCAGUAUGUGUAACUCGGACCUCUAUUUACACACAUUAUGCAGUUUUCAAAGGGACAUACUAAUAUUUGUCUUUGUUUUAAUAGUCUAGGUUAGAAAAUGACAGGGUUCCGUUCCCUUGGGUUUCCCUUCUGAAAAGGGAAUCUAGAAUAUUGGGAGACAUUUCUCUCGCUCUUCACGUGAAACGUUAGGGGGUUACUUUUUGAUAUAAAAUCAAAGUGUCCUAGUAACAUUUAAUGUGUCAUCGCUACUGGCUAGCAUUGCAGCCUUUUCAAAUGAUUUGCCAUCUUGUUAACUGCUAAAACUUGGUUUUGUUCAGAUGAGGGAUCGCAGAUAGGACAAGGAACUUUUUUUUAUUUUUUAUUUGCCCUCUUCCUAUUGUAGAGAGUUUCUGUUUUUUGCAAUGAGGGACAACUAGUUCUUUGUCCAGACUAUAAAGUGGGAAGUAUAUUUAAAUUCCAGCAAGAUCUGUGUGGGAAAUGUGGAAAGGGCAGAUAAAAUGCUCUGUUAUAGAUUUAGAUGCUAAAAUCUGAUCUCAGAUGCAACGAUGAUUCACUGUAACAGUUGUCUUUAAACUAGUCUUAAGAACCACAGAUGGUGUUUAGCUUUAGUGGUAUCCUUGCAGGAGCAAGAUUGAGAACAAUUCCUACUCCUGGAUCAUUAGGGGUUCUUGGACUGGAUUGAGAAGCCCAGUCUUUGAACAUAGACUUGAUCAUUAGGGGGAAUCCCUUUCAUUCUAUUGACCAGAUCUAUGCAUCCUUAAAGGUGCUUUAUUACUGUGCUGCAGUGAAUGUUAUGAGCUGUAUCCUGUCUGGUCACGAAUUUAAAAAGUUAAAGGGACACUAUAGUCUCCAAAACAACUGUAGCUUAAUGAAGCAGUUUUGGUGUAUAGAACAUGCCCCUGCAGCCUCACUGCUCAAUUCUCUGCCAUUUAGGAGUUUCAUCACUUUGUUUAUGAACCCUAGUCACACCUCCCUGCAUGUGAAUUAUACAGCCUUCAUAAAAACUUCCUGUAAAGAGUUAUCUAAUGUUUAUCCUUCCUUUAUUGCAAGUUCUAUUUAAUUUAGAUUUUCUUUCCCCUGCUAUGUUAAUAGCUUGCUAGACCCUGCAAGACCCUCUUGUAUGUGAUUAAAGUUCAAUUUGCAGAGCAAGAGAUACAAUUGUUUAAGGUAAAUUACAUCUGAUUGAAAGUGAAACUUUUUUUUUCUUUUUUCAUGCAGGCUCUGUCAUUCAGAGCCAGGGGAGGUGUGGCAAUGGCUGCAUAAACAGAAACCAAGUGAUUUAACUCCUAAAAUGUAGUGAAACCUGAGAGGCAUGAUCUAUACACUAAAACUGCUUCAUUAAGCUAAAGUUGUUUAGGUGACUACAGUGUCCCUUUAACUCUUUCCAUGACCGUGUGCGUUCAAUAUUGACUUCAUCCUCCUCUACUCGAUCUUAUCAGUUGAUUGAUGACAAACAUGAAUUUUGUUUUUGGUUGCAAUCCUUAGAUCAUUGUGCUUGGAAAGCCAUCUAUUUUAGUGGUCUAACUCUUAUUGUCUUGUCCAAAGGGAAUCCCCUAAAACUAUAGUGUCUCUGUAUACUUGAGAAGGGAAUAUUAGCAUUGAAAGUGUUUUGGGCCAAUCAGGGACCUUGGCUCUCGCUCCAUAAACAUUCUGUUGUGCUUAUAUGGUUAUUUUAGAACAGGUCAUUGAUACAUGCCGUCCUCCACUUUUAAUGGAAAGUCACUCGACACAACACACCCGUAACUAUUCUGUGAUCAGUAUGGUGUAGUGCAAUUAGUUCUACUUGCGUGACACAUUAUCAGGUCGGGUUAACUUUUUACUUUAUUUUUUUCCCCUUCAACAUUGAUUAGAAAAGUUCUAAUUGUUUAAACCACAUUUUUCUGUAAAACACAAAAAUAUAUUCUUUAAUAAAAAAGAGAAAUGUU
This is a messenger RNA of Pelobates fuscus (common spadefoot toad), 3031 nucleotides long. It is a transcript of the gene SDHC, whose product is annotated as succinate dehydrogenase complex subunit C. The record is from RefSeq and is a predicted model, not a curated record. The transcript is spliced from 6 exons. Lineage: Eukaryota; Metazoa; Chordata; Amphibia; Anura; Pelobatidae. Bases 71 to 580 code for a protein of 169 amino acids. Gene Ontology annotation, biological process: mitochondrial electron transport, succinate to ubiquinone; tricarboxylic acid cycle. Gene Ontology annotation, molecular function: oxidoreductase activity, acting on the CH-CH group of donors; electron transfer activity. Gene Ontology annotation, cellular component: membrane.